AGGACCCGAUGCUGAGCUGUCCGUGAAUAUCUCCUGAUGAAAAACUCCGAAUCACUUUAAUACUCUGUUUUACUUUAAUACAGACAGUUUUUUGAUGAUUUUAGAUGGUGUGAACUGAAUCGACUGGUCUUGAGUGUACUAAACAACCAAACCAAACACGCUGGCUCAGUAUGAUAUGGGAGAAAUCGAGCUGAUCAUAUUCAUCUCUUGAUCACACAUUGUAAGUUGCUGGUGUAAUAAAUAGAUCCAUGUUAUUAAUAUUUGACAGAUAUAAUCCACUUUUGGUCCAAUAACAUAAAUCGCUAUUUUACUGGUAUUGUCCGUGAGGCUGAAAUUAAAGUCUGCUGUAACUUUAAAAAAACACUUCCUUACUUUGGAGUUUUUGUUAAUCAUUUGUUUCUGUGACCGUUCGAGCUGUAUGUUACAGAAUGAUCAUCCUGACGUCUGAAGAACUUAAACAAGCUGAAAGUGUUUUGAAGAACUUUUUUCCAGAAUCCAUCAAGGUUUAUGGCUGUAUAUUCAACAUAAACAGAGGAAAACCUCACAAUCUGGAGGUUAUUGCCAAUCUGUGGCCAGAUUUCACAGUCAUUAUUUGCAAACCGAAAGUUCAGGGCGUAAAGAAUCGAGAGGGAGAUUUUAACAUAUACAGCAUCUACUCAAAGAGCAAAGACUGCUUGAAAAGCUUUCUGGACACACCUGGUGUGAUCAAUAAAGACGCCUUCACGUUACUGGCAGGUGUUGACAUCAGGCAUUUAGGAGCAGUUCAGGAGUUUGCAGAUCAGCAUGGCAUUCCCUCCAAGGUCCAAGGAGUGAUGAACGUCUUGGUGCUGCAGGAUCAACAACAGCUGCAGUUUAAAGACAGAUACGCUGGCCUCAGCUUUGCUCCUCUCAGCACGGCUCAUGCACAUCUGGUGAACAGCACAUGGAAGUAUGGUGGAGACUGCAGCAGCUACAACUCCGUGCUGAACUACAUUUCCCAUAAUCCUUCACUGUGUGUGAUCGAGGAGGGCCAGACGGAGCCCGUCUCUUGGCUGCUCGUGUAUCAUCAUGCUGCUCUCGGUUUACUCUACACAUUACCACAACACCGAUGUAAAGGCUACGCCAGGCUACUGGUGUCCAUCAUGGCCAAACACCUCCUGGAACAAGGACACCCGGUCUACUGUUUUGUGGAAGAAGAAAACAAGCCUUCCUACAAGCUUUUCACAUCUCUAGGGUUCAAGAAUUCACCAGAUUACAGAGCUGUGUGGUUCGAGCUCAAUAAACCACAGAUCAGGGAUGAAUGAAGCAAGAAAUAAAUAUAUUAGUCACUUUAAAGGGGUCCUUUUAUGCAAAAAUCUCUUUUAAACACAGUUGUGUGGCAAAAUAGUAUAAAAAAUAAGCAGAUUCUAAUGCUAAAAAUGUAUUAAUUGUAUUUUUUAAUAAUCUCACAAGAUAAAAACAGUCUGCAGAAACAUUUUGAUUGACAUUCUCUCUUUGUACGUGUCAUCAUAGGGUGAAAGCCCCGCCCACUAGUAAUUAUCUCUCCCUCAUUAUCAUAGGACGUUAGUCUUGUUUUUAAAUCUGCCACUAUGCUGACACAUAGAUGAUCAUAGCUCCGCCCUCUUGUGAAAAAGAGCACAAUCUCAUUUGAAUUUAAAGCGACAGUCACCAAAACUCCACAAUUAGGAUCAAGCCUGAAAGGGUCCGUUUCAGAGAGUUGAGGCUGGUUUAUACUUCUGUGUGCUUUCUUUUUAGUGCUGCUCUGCAAUUACACUUCUGAAAUGUUAGCUGGCAGCAGGUUGUUAUGUUGCUGUGUCGAGUUUCUUCGUGGAUGUUUUGUAAACACUCGCUCCAUCGGGCUCGCAGCUCUCAGCCCACACUCGUCACCACUACCAAGCCGACCAAUCACAGAGCUUGCGCUACGCGUCAUUGCUAUGUGUAGUUACAUUUUCUGGGAGGUGCGCGUCGGCGUCAGCCACAGCAGGUGCUAUGCGAGUGCGCGAAGGCUGCACCGGACCAUAUGUGUGCACUUGACGCAGAAGUAUAAAUCAGCCUUUAGAAAACAUUUGUGUGGUAUUUUGAGCUGUAACUUUACUCACUCACUCACACACACACAAACACACACUUAUGUUGUAAAAAAGGGGUAUAAUAGGUCUCCUUUAAAUGUCAUUCAGGAGUUUUUAACCAGCAUUUCUUUAUUUGUAAUAUUUAAUUAAUUUAAUAAUUAUUAAAAAAUGAUCUAUACACUUAAAAUUUACAAAAUGGUUUGCAUUAUGUUAAUGUGAACCACAAUAUCCGGAGUUGAUCACAAUAUUUUA
Messenger RNA from Danio aesculapii, 2297 nucleotides. Its product is annotated as glycine N-acyltransferase-like protein 3. Gene Ontology annotation, cellular component: mitochondrion. The transcript is spliced from 5 exons. The record is from RefSeq and is a predicted model, not a curated record. The coding region runs from base 429 to 1283 and encodes 284 amino acids. Gene Ontology annotation, molecular function: glycine N-acyltransferase activity. NCBI's taxonomy places the organism in Eukaryota, Metazoa, Chordata, Actinopteri, Cypriniformes, Danionidae.